This is a messenger RNA of Phaedon cochleariae (mustard beetle), 580 nucleotides long. NCBI's taxonomy places the organism in Eukaryota, Metazoa, Arthropoda, Insecta, Coleoptera, Chrysomelidae. The record is from the annotation of a GenBank genome assembly.
AUGCUAAGUAUUUUCAAUUUUCUCGAAAAAGUAUACUUGAGCUUGAAUGAAAAAGAGGCUGCAGCAGCAGUGUUUCUUGACCUUUCUAAGGCUUUUGACUGUAGAAAAGAAUCCUCGUUUUUAACACAAAUAUUAAUAAUGAAGUGGGCUCUGAGUGUUUCGUUAUUAUUCGUCCUUCUUGUUCUUGCUGGUUCAACUAGAAGUCAAUGGAAUAAAACUCCCCCGAUCGUCUGUGACAAACCCAACGAGGAAUAUCAAUGCGGCAGCGCUUGUCAAACGAGAUGCAUACGAUUGGAGUGCAACUGUCCAAUCCAAAACGUGAGAUGCAACGAUGCUUGCUACUGCAAAGAUGGCUAUGCCAGAGACGAGAACAACGAAUGCAUCCCGAUAGCCGAUUGUUCUGUACCAAGAAAUUGUAGCGUCCCUGAACUUGGAUACGGCCCUGCACCAUAAAUCAGUACUACGAUUUGUUUAUUGUCUCAUCGAAUUUACUACUUUGGAUUUAUAAUAAAGAGAAACUGUCGAGAAGAACGUUAUCAAUACUGAUGGACAUUAUACUAAUUUCAAAUAACUUAAAUCC